This is a messenger RNA of Racocetra persica, 636 nucleotides long. NCBI's taxonomy places the organism in Eukaryota, Fungi, Glomeromycota, Glomeromycetes, Diversisporales, Gigasporaceae. The record is from the annotation of a GenBank genome assembly.
AUGUCAAGCGGUGAACAACAAUUUCGCGAAUCACUGCGUUCUUUUCGUUGGGCUUCUAGCUCUAACAACGCUAAUAUUUCCACCAGUAAGCCUACAUCUUUUUCUCAAUUUGCUGAAAACACAACAAAUUUUUUUGGAAGCAUUGGCAAUAGGGUGCAAGGAUAUCUACCCUUGACAAACAACAACAAUGAAGAAGACGACUGUUUCACACUAACCAGAUGGCAGCGACUUGCCGGUUUCGGAAUAUUGUUUGCUUCCGGAGCACUUUGCUUUCUUAUUGCUUUUGUGUCCUUGCCACUUUUACCCAUAAACCCGCGAAAAUUUGCGGUUACCUAUACGAUGGGCAGUCUUUUAAUUAUAUCAAGUUUUGCUUUACUUCAUGGUCCACUAGCACACCUUCGACAUAUUUUUUCUCGAGAACGUUUACCUUUCACUGUCGCUUACCUUGGCUCGAUGGCCGCGACUCUAUAUUUUGCGAUUGGGUUACGAUGGACUAUUCUCACCAUUAUAUUUAGUAUCAUUCAAGUAAUUGCUCUCAUAUGGUAUACUAUUUCAUAUUUGCCCGGGGGGACUAGUACUUUACAGUUUGGUUCCCGUAUGUUUGCUAGGCAAGCCUCUGACAUGUUUGCUGUUUGA